AUGUCUUUUCGGAAGGCACCCUUGAAAAGAUUCAGUGACCCUUCGGGUGCUUGCACUCCUUCUCCAGGUGCUUAAGAUGUUAAAACUUCAGAAGUAUCUAAAGGACCAGUGUCUUUUCAGAAAUCACAAAGAUUUAAAAACCAAAGAGAAUCUCAGCAAAAUCUUAACGUUGACAAGGAUUCUUCUACCUUGCUUGCUUCAGCUAAAAAAACAAACACAUUGGUGUCAGACAUGGAGCAUCAGAAGAAUGGUAAAGAUUUAAAGAGAUUAGAAAAAGAGAUUCGUGUUCUUUUGCAAGAGCGAGGUGCUCAGGACAAACGGAUCCGGGAUCUGGAAUCUGAGUUGGAAAAAAUAGAAGCAAAGCUAAAUGCAUCAGUCAGAGAGAAAACAUCUCUCUCUUCAAGUCAUGCUUCCCUAGAAAAAUGGCUUAUGGAGCUAACCAGAGCCAAUGAGCUACUAAAAUCUAAGUUUUCUGAAGAUGGUCACCAAAAGAAUAUGAGAAGGCUAAGCCUGGAAUUGAUGAAGCUUAGAAAUAAGAGAGAAACAAGGAGGAGGAGUGUGAUGGCAAAGCACGAAGGCAUGGAGCUGAAGCUGCAGGCCAUGCAGAGGGACCUCGUAGAGUCUCAGGGGAAAAUAGAGCAGCUGGAGGGAAAACUCUAUAAAGCAUCAGCACUUAAAGAAAUAGAAGAUUGGAAGCUGGAGAACUUGACUCUACAAGAAAAAGUAGCCGUGGCUGAAAAAAGUGUAGAAGAUGUUCAACAACAGAUACUGACAGCCGAGAGCACAAUUCAGGACUAUGCAAGGAUGCUUCUAGAUUUACAGAACAGAUCAACAUUGAAAGAAGCAGAAAUUAAAGAAAUUGCAUUUUUGUUUCUUGAGAAAAUAAUAGAUUUGCAAAAUCAGCUCAGACAGCAAGAUGAAGACUUUUGGAAGCAAUUGGAAGAUGAAAAAGCAAAAAAAGCAGAGAAAAAGAAUAGAGUGACAGAGAUAACCAUGGAAAAUGAUAAAUGGCGCCUCAUGUAUGAAGAACUGUAUAACAAAACUAAACCUUUCCAGCAACAACUGGAUGUAUUUGAAGCAGAGAAGCAGGUAUUAUUGAAUGAAUAUGGUGCAACUCAGGAACAGCUAAAUAAAGUAAGAGACUCAUAUGCGGAGCUACUGGGUCACCAGAAUCUAAAGCAAAAAAUCAAGCAUGCUGUGAAAUUGAAAGAUGAAAAUAGCCAACUCAAAUCGGAGGUGACAAAACUCUGAUCUCAGCUUAUUAAAAGGAAACAAAAUGAGCUCAGACUCAAGGGAGAAUUGAUUAAAGCUCUGGGCAUCAAACACUUUGACCCUUCCAAGGCUUUUCAUCAUGAAUCUAAAGAGAAGUUUCCUGUCAAGACCCCAUUAAAAGAAGAUUUCAGAACUCUGGAUCUACAGGGCAAUCGAUCGGUAAGUGUCCGGGAUUGUCGGACCCAAAAGGUUAGGUUCUCAGGUCAAGACAGAUUACAGUCCGCAGUAAAGCGGGGGAUGGCUGACGACCCUGUAGUCAUGGGGAAUUCGUCAUCAUGUCCAAUCAAAGCAGCCUUAAAAGAGCUAUUGAAAGCCAAAGGCUUAAAAAUGAAAGAGGAAGUCAUUGUAACCUUUCUGAGAGAAGUAGAUAUAAUUGCCCCCUGGUUUGCGGUCUCUGGGCACCUGAAUGUGAACUGUUGGGAUAAAUUGGGCAGAGAAUUAGAUUUCGCCUGGGAGCAGGGGAGCUUAAAAGGAGGAGUCCGCCCCAUAUGGAGGCUUGUCCGUAGCUGUCUGGAGGACGAGAAGUGCUGUCAGGCAGUUGAGAAAUCCUCCGAAGCAUUAGAACAGCUACAAGAGAGUAGGUCCGAAGGGGCUUCCAGUGAGAAGGACAAGAAAACACCGGAGGGAGGGCGCCUCUACCACGACCUCCAUGGCUUCAUGACAGAUGGAGAGUCCUCCUCAAAGAGUAGUUCAGAAGAGGAGGAAAAAAUGGAGGAAAUGGAGAAGGAGCUUGAGAACCUCAUGGCCAAGAUGGAGGCAUUAGCCAAGAGGCAGCACAAAGGAGGGGGAAGGAACAAGAAAGCGGAAGUAGCCGCACCCAAGAGCGAGGACUCGCCAUCUUGGCGCGUCUCUCUGUCCGCGCCUCCGCCUUAUGCGGACACGUCAUCGCUACAGUCAUCACAUUCUUUGUGCCCAGAAGUAUGGAAACAGGCUAGUGCUACUUUUCCCAUUUUUGUGGACGCCAAUAAUCAGCGUUACCAUGAACCACUAGAUUUUAAGGAGCUCAAGAGUCUGGCUGAAUCCGUCCAAACUUAUGGCCUCCAGGCCUCCUUCACACACGCUCACCUGGAGCGCCUUGCCAAUAAGGCCAUGACCCCUGUUGAUUGGUUCAGCACGGUUAUCCUCCAGAGGUUUAUGCACAAAUUAACACUUUGGCCAUUAAGGCCUGGAAGUCCCUGCCCAACCGUGGCGAGGUCCGGGGGAACUUAA
Molecule: messenger RNA, 2481 nt
Organism: Acomys russatus (golden spiny mouse)
Lineage: Eukaryota; Metazoa; Chordata; Mammalia; Rodentia; Muridae
Product: hyaluronan mediated motility receptor-like
Exons: 14
Biological process (GO): viral process
Cellular component (GO): membrane
Molecular function (GO): hyaluronic acid binding; structural molecule activity
Source: RefSeq, a predicted model, not a curated record